This is a messenger RNA of Anoplopoma fimbria (sablefish), 2093 nucleotides long. It is a transcript of the gene selenol, whose product is annotated as selenoprotein L. The record is from RefSeq and is a predicted model, not a curated record. The transcript is spliced from 9 exons. Lineage: Eukaryota; Metazoa; Chordata; Actinopteri; Perciformes; Anoplopomatidae.
ACGUGGCUUUUGGUUCACUACAAGUUGUUAGAGCAAAGUGAGUGAAAGAACCGGUGAUCAUGGCCGAGGAUGCGACAGUGUCAGAGGACACUUUAACAUGUGCUCUGACUCUGAUGGUCAACAUGGGAAAAGUGCUUCUGCAGACAGCCACACAGGAGGCAGAAGACUCACUGGAGAAGUUUGUCCCAUAUAAGAUCACCACUUUACUCGGCCUGAUCAGAGCCGGAACAGAGUUCUACAAAAGCAUCGGAGUGAAGACGAAGAGCGAAGCAGAGGCCAUCUGGCAGAAGUCUUAUCACUGUGCAGCAGUGAGACAGCAGGUGGAGGAACUCCUGCAGCUGGAGAGUGAAUGGGACUCCUUCCUGGAGAGUGUGGACAGACGUCUGCAGAUGACAGACACACAGCUGUCAGGAGGAAAGAUCGCAGACAGCCUGAGCCCUGAUACUCCGUUCACUGAUGGACGGAGUGGAGAGAGUGUGACUCUGGGUAAGUACCUGGGUCAGGGUCAGAAGCCGCUGCUGGUCCUCAUCAGACAUUUUGGAUGACUACCGUGACGAGACCACGUGGCCGAGCUGGAGGCAAAUCAGGCUGUCCUCGAGGCUCGGUCAGUGCGGGUCUUGGUGGUUUCUUUCGGGGGUCUGGAGGGAGCUAAGGUGUGGCUGGAGCAGACUGGAUGUACCUUAGACAUGCUGCUGGAUCCACAGAGAAAGGUAUACAGGAGUUUUGGUCUCGGCUCUUCCUACGCCAAGGUGAUGAAGUUCGGCUGCCUGCUGAAGUACUCGGAGUACGGAGCUGUGGACAGAGACUUCCCCGAUGUCCCCUUUCGCCUGCUGGAAGAUAUCUACCAGAUGGGAGGUGACUUUUUGCUGGAUGAAGCAGGGAAGGUUCUUCUCUCUCACCCGUGUAAAAACCCAAUGGACAGGCCGACUGUGAAGGCCAUCCUGCAGGCACUGGACCCUUCAGGCUGCUCCACCGACCCUGCAGAGUAACAUCCAUAUGUGGACGACGAGCUGUGAAAGAUAUGUGAACGCUGGAGACACUUCGGUUGAUCGGAGGUUUAAUUGGUUCUUUUUUUUUUUUAACCACAUCACUGACACCAAAGAAGAAGAGCAGCUCUUUGACUCACGUUUAUGACGUCACGUCUCACACUCAUGACACCAUGAAGAAAUGUGACCGAUGCAGAACUGUAAGGCAAAGACAAAUGAUCUUUUUAGUUGUGUCAGUGUUGUGAUGGGAGAAAUAUCAAAUCAGUGUUACUACUGGAUUACAAUAUAAUUAAAUAUGAAAUUUAUUUAUAUAAUAUAAAUGUUAUUCAAAUUACACUGAUUUUAGUCAUGUUAGACUGUAUGGCAUUCCUUAAGGCCUUACUUUAAAGGUGCUGAAUCGACAUUCCGAGUAUUAAUAUAGCAGCAAACAGCUAUUUGCUAUGUAAAGAUGUAGUGGAGUAAUGUCUGCCUGAGCAGACAAUGAAGUAUCUCUGUUGUGGCCCACUGGCUGGCUAAUCACCACCACUCUGCACUGUGCUCAUACAGCAGUAACUACUAGAAACGCACUACCGACUCUCGUGGGGCCAAUCCUCCGGUUGCCAUGUUGAGAGCCUUGUGGAGUCAACAGAUAUGCCCAGAGUUUGGCAUUUAGCACCUUUUAAUAGUGAAUUAGGCAGGUUUUGGCGGUGGUUGUGGUAAGAGGUAACAUUUUUAGUUUUAGAAGGGACAAAUUACUACAUUACCCAGAAAUGGUGAUAUCACUGACUACUUCUUGACCGGUCAGGGUACAGAUGAAAGCUGCAGCUGAAUCCUCUUUUUCUUCUUUAAUCAUAAAACUUCACUUUGAGAUUUUACAGGAGAAAAAAAAGACAUAAUUGCUAGGAGCUGGGUGUAAAACCUCAAUGCUUUUUUUUGUUACCGACUGAAAUGUGUCUGGUGCACAGAGUAUCAAAAAGGUUAUAUACUAAAAAAAAUGAAUGUCUGGUCAGAUAUGUGGUCUUCUUGUCGUAUAAUGUGAUGAAAUUGUUCUUGAUUUAAAUAAACAUUUUGAAUUUUGUUUUCCCUUGUUAAAUAAAAAAGGUUUCCGUAAGAAAAAUAUGUCUAGGC